CCCGUCAAGCUUCAACAUCAGCCCUGACUUUGCGAAGAUGGAGGCUGUUAUGGUCUAGACCAGGAAACACAGAAAGCACCAACUACAGGGUUCAGAGAUCUGUUAUGACAACACAUCCAGCUUGUUCAGCAGGUGGAGGCAGGAGGUGUGAGUAGACUGCAGUGAACAUCAGCAGCAUGUACUCCGAGUGGCGCUCGCUGCAGCUGGUGGUGCAGAGUGACCAGGGCCACCUCAGCGUUCUACACACCUAUCCCACCAGCGUGGGGACUGAGGUGGCAAAUGCUGUGGUCAAGCCUCUGGGCACAGCUGUGAGCCCUGUCGCCACAGAGAACAUCCUCAAGACGGACAAGGAGGUGAAGUGGACCAUGGAGGUGCUCUGUUAUGGUCUCACCCUCCCCCUCGAGGGGGACACAGUCAAGCUAUGUGUGGACGUGUACACAGACUGGAUGAUGGCCCUGGUGUCGCCCAGAGACUCGAUGCCUCAGCCUGUGGUCAAAGAGCCCAAUAUGUACGUCCAGACCAUCCUCAAACAUCUCUACAACGUCUUUGUACCGAGACCUGAGCAGCACAGUCUGAACCACAUCAGGCUCUGCCAGCAGGUCCUGACUGCAGUCCAGAAAUUGGCAAGAGAGUCCGUAUCCAUGGUGAGGGAAACCUGGGAGGUGCUGCUUCUCUUCCUACUUCGUGUCAACGACACAUUACUUGCACCACCCACAGUUGGAGUUGGGGUGGCAGAAAAGCUGGCAGAGAAACUGAUGGCCGUGCUGUUUGAGGUGUGGCUGCUUGCAUGUGCCCGCUGCUUUCCCACGCCGCCAUACUGGAAGACGGCGAGGGAGAUGCUGGCAAACUGGAGACACCACCCACCUGUUGUAGAGCAGUGGAGCAGAGUAGCCUGUGCCCUGACCUCUAGGCUUUUGCGUUUCACACACGGACCGUCCUUCCCUCCUUUCAAAGUUCCUGAUGAAGACGGAAACCUGAUUCCUUUAGAGAUGGACAAUGACUGUGUUGCACAGACGUGGUACCGCUUUCUCCACAUGCUCAGUAACCCGGUGGACCUGAGCAACCCUGCGAUAGUUAGCACCACUCCAAAGUUUCAGGAACAGUUCCUUAACUCCAGCGGCAUCCAUGAAGUGGUGCUGCAUCCGUGUUUGAAGCAGCUACCCCAGAUCUUUUUCAGGGCCAUGAGAGGCGUCAGCUGCCUUGUGGAUGCCUUCUUAGGUAUAUCACGUCCCAGAGCUGACAGCGCCCCACCCACUCCAGUCAACAGAAUGAGCAUGUCCCCGCCUCCUUCCAUCACCAACACCACACCCCCUCACAGUCGCAAGCAGCGACAUACAGUGGUCACCAAAACUACGAGCAAGAGUUCAACUGGCAGUGGGAGUCAACCAACCAAAGCAUCCCAGCAGCAACAGCAGCAGCAACAAACUUCGUCCUCUCCGACCCUGCUCUCCAGCCCCAAUCAGAGCAGCUGGGAGUCUCGACCCCUGCCGGCCCCGGCACGGCCAAAGGUCAACAGCAUCCUCAACUUGUUUGGCCAGUGGCUUUUCGAUGCUGCUCUGGUCCACUGUAAGCUCCACAGCGGCCUCAGCAGAGACCCUAGCAUGACCGCGAUAGCCACUCAAGUCGGUCUGGAACUGAGGAGGAAGGGUUCACAGAUGUCCACUGACUCCAUGGUGUCCAACCCCAUGUUUGAUGCCAACGAGUUCCCAGAGAGCUAUGAGGCGGGACGAGCCGAGGCAUGUGGGACUCUCUGUCGCAUCUUUUGUAGCAAGAAAACUGGAGAAGAGAUUCUGCCUGUUUACCUGUCAAGAUUUUACAUGGUCCUGAUUCAGGGUCUCCAGAUUUCUGAUUUCAUUUGUAGACCGGUUCUGGCGUCUAUUAUUCUCAACUCUUCCUCUCUUUUCUGUACGGACCUGAAAGGCAUCAAUGUUGUUGUGCCUUACUUCAUUGCUGCCCUGGAGACUAUUGUACCAGACAGGGAGCUGUCCAAAUUCAAGAUUUAUGUAAAUCCCACCGACCUGAGGAGGGCCUCCAUCAACAUCCUGCUUGCUAUGCUGCCUCUGCCGCAUCACUUUGGCAAUAUCAAAUCAGAGGUCCUCUUGGAAGGAAAGUUUAAUGAGGAGGAUGGAUGGCCUCAUGACCAGCCUGUGUCUUUCCUGUCACUGAGGCUCCGUCUAGUCAAUGUCCUCAUUGGAGCACUACAGACUGAGACCGACCCCACCAACACACAGCUCAUCCUGGGUGCAAUGCUCAAUAUUGUUCAAGACUCAGCGCUGUUGGAAUCCAUAGGUGCGCAGACUGAAACAGGGAGCAUAGAUGGAAGCCACAUAACUGUAAGGAGUCAGAGUCACAGUCGCACCAACAGUGGCAUCAGCUUCAACAGUGGGGGAAGCACUGAGGCCACCAGCCCAGACUCUGAGCGUCCUGCACAGGCCCUGCUGCGAGACUAUGCUCUUACAGAUACAGCGGCAGGCCUGCUGGUGCGCAGCAUCCACCUCGUCACUCAGAGACUCAACUCCCAGUGGAGGCAGGACAUGAGCAUUUCACUGGCUGCACUGGAGCUGCUGGCUGGGCUCGCCAAGGUGAAGGUGGGAGUAGACUCUGCAGACCGUAAACGUGCCGUCAGCUCCAUAUGUGGGUACAUCGUCUACCAGUGCAGCCGUCCAGCUCCUCUUCAAUCCAGAGACCUCCACUCUAUGAUCGUAGCUGCCUUCCAGUUUCUGUGUGUGUGGCUCACAGAACACCCUGACAUGCUGGAUGAGAAGGAUUGUUUGGUUGAGGUGUUGGAGAUUGUGGAGUUGGGAAUCUCUGGCAGCAAAUCUCGACAGGAACAAGAAGUUCGACAUAAAGGGGAGAAGGAGCACAACCCAGCCUCAAUGAGGGUGAAGGAUGCUGCCGAGGCCACUUUAUCCUGUAUCAUGCAGGUGUUGGGGGCCUUCCCCUCCCCUAGUGGUCCUGCUUCCACCUGCAGCCUGCUGAAUGAAGACACCCUGAUUCGCUACGCCAGACUCAGUGCCACAGGAGCGAGCAACUUCCGCUACUUUGUCCUGGACAACUCGGUCAUCCUGGCCAUGCUGGAGCAGCCUCUCGGCAAUGAGCAGAACCCCAGUCCUUCAGUGACAGUCUUAAUUCGAGGCACAGCAGGAAGACAUGCCUGGACCAUGCAGCUCUUUCACCAACCCAGAGGGGCUCGGGCCAAUCAGAGGCAGGUGUUUGUCCCAGAGGGCCGUCCAACGCCGAACAACGACGUGGGGAUCAAGUACAAUGUCAAACAGAGGCCCUUCCCUGAAGAGGUGGAUAAGAUUCCUCUGGUCAAAGCUGAUGUCAGUAUCCCCGACCUGGACGACAUUGUCAGUAAGGAGGUGUGUUGUAUGGGCUGGCAGGAUGAUUCAAGAGCUACAAAUUCACUGAUGAGUAAUAAUCCACACCUGGAGCUUCAACACGACAAGCUUCGUAUCCUGAUGACUAAGCAGAUAGACUACGAGAACGCUUUGGAGCGUCACAGUGAUGAAGUUUGGAAGUCAAAGCAAUUCCCCGACCCACAGACCGACUGUAAACCUCCUCCACCCUCGCAGGAGUUCCAGACAGCUCGCCUCUUUCUCUCCCACUUUGGCUUUCUGUCACUGGAGGCGCUCAAGGAGCCCAAUAACAGUCGUCUACCUCCUCAUCUGAUUGGUCUGGAGUCAUCCUUACCAGGAUUUUUUGAUGACAUCAGCUACCUGGACCUUCUUCCUUGCCGACCAUUCGACACUGUCUUUGUUUUCUAUGUCAGAGCGGGACAGAAAAGCAGCCCUGAGAUCUUGAGGAAUGUGGAGUCAUCAUCCAGCGUCCAGCCUCAUUUCUUAGAGUUCCUGAUGUCCUUGGGUUGGCCUGUGGAUGUGGGACGCCACCCGGGAUGGACAGGACACCUAGAUACCAGCUGGUCCCUGAACUCCUGCUCCGACAGCAAUGAAAUACACCAAACAGAAGAAGCAGCUACUCCUGAGGACACGGGCGGUUCAGUGUUCAACGGAGAGAAGAAAGUUUUGUACUAUGCUGAUGCUCUGACGGAGAUCGCCUUUGUGGUUCCAUCCUUGACAGAAAGCUCCGAGGAGUCAUCAGUGCACAGUGACUCCACGGUGGAGGCAGACACAAACUCAGACCUCGUGCCCGGUUCACUUAAACAACCCAAUCUCACACUGGAGCUCUUCCCCAACCACUCUGAAAACCUGGAGUCUGCCAAAAAGCUGAGUCCUUUGGUAAAGACAAAAAGGUCAUCAACUGGAAAAUCUUUCCCUCCUCUGGGUCCGGAGACGAAGGUGUUUGUGGUCUGGGUGGAGCGCUUCGAUGACAUCGAGAACUUCCCGUUGACUGAUCUCUUGGCGGAAACCAGCACGGGUUUGGAAGCCAGCAUGAGCAACAGCACUUCCUGCAGGUCAGGGUUACUCGAGAAGGACGUUCCAUUAAUCUUCAUCCACCCUCUGAAGACGGGACUCUUCAGGAUCCGGCUGCAUGGAGCCGUGGGUAAAUUUGGCAUGGUGAUUCCCCUGGUGGACGGCAUGGUGGUCAGCCGCAGAGCACUAGGGUUUCUUGUUCGCCAGACAGUCAUCAACGUGUGCCGGCGGAAGCGUCUGGAAAGUGACUUGUACAACCCUCCUCACGUGAGGCGGAAGCAGAAAAUAACUGAGAUUGUCCAGCGUUACCGCAACAAGCAACUGGAGCCCGAGUUUUACACCUCGCUCUUCCACGAGGUGGGGGAGGGGAAGCCUCACCUCUAACCCGCCUGUCCUGUCCUAACACUGGCUCACAAACGCACACAGCUACAAACAUAUGCUCUUAUCUUACACUCUUACACCAUUUACAACUGUGCACACACACUCACAGACACAGACACAGACACACACACACAGACACAGACACACACACACACACACACACAGAAUCUUUAUAUUUAUACUGUACUUUUUUGUUAUUUAUACAAAUAUCAACACUGUCUGCCUUUGACUCUGAGAGCAAAGUGUCAAAAACCAUGCCAAGGUGGAAGAAGCUACAUUUCUAUGUCGCAGCCGCUCAUCAAAGGUUUGAAUGGCUGCUGCUCAACAGUGACUGUCUCUCUGCAUUUAGCUUCACGCUUCGUGGCAAAAGACUUUCUGCUUGUCAUUAACUGCAAUACAAUAGUAACACUGUUGGCCUUUCUGAAAUUGUAAAAAUGUUUGUCCUUUAAACCCCGUGAAACCAGUCGAUUUCAUGAUGGUUUGGUAAUACAGAGCUGUGUCAUAAACCCUGAUCUGCUUUUCUGAUUUUGCUUUAGUCAAACAGAUUUAUGUUGGACUUUUGCCAAGGAGAUAAACAUGUAAGAAAAUGUUUUCUAAUAUACAUUGCAGCUGCUGCUUUAAGGCAGGUGGCGUCAAGAGAACACGGAGGUGAUUGAAAGCAUUGAUCCAUGGUGUAACUAUCAUCUCCAUGCAGACACCUGCUAAAGUCUUCCUAGUGCAAACCAUUACAGCAUCAGACUGAGCGCACAAAUAUUUGUAUGUUUUUCUUUUAUUUGAACUUGAUUUAUAGGACUUUGCGUUUUGUUUUGUUAUUUUUUGACAUCUGCAUUGUCUCUGUGCCAGUCUGAAAGUCAUCCCAUCUCACACCGGCCUCUGCACUUUGCGUUUCUUUGUUUUUAAGUGUACAGCUUUUUCUGCCAGUCAGAAACACUACAAGGAGUCACAGUGAUCCUGAAAACCCCCAUAAAUGGCAUUUAAAGGUGAAUCCUGUCGCUUAAAGACAAAUAUCUCAAAGAUGGUCCCGUUUGCAAAUGUAAUCUUAGAAUUGUUUACUCUUUAAGCUAGAUAAAGUUUGAGUUUACUAAUGAGAGUCGUCUCAGAGCUCAUUGCACUUGCUAUUUGCAGAUGUCGUGUUUGCAAACAGAAGUACAGCACAGGUUAAGUGUCUCGCUCCCCCUAACAAACCCACAGUGAUGAAUUAUAGGGCCAAAACUCUCAGUGUAGCUAAUAACAUUGUCAAACUUGCAUUUUGGCUGAUUAAAGUUGUGACUUUUUAUUGAAAACCCCAAAAGAGACGAUCUAACAUGUUGUUUCCUUCAGUUUGGAUAACAGAAACAUGCAUUUUUGCCUUCACUUAUAUUUAAAAAUGAUUUUCUACCCCUGUCAAAUUUAGUUUCACUCUUGUUUACUCACUGUACUUUGGUUUUGAUUGAAGCCCUCUCACUGUCUGCCUGUAAAAAUGUGAAUUUAUUUAUCACAGAGAUGGAACAGGGCAAACACCUCUCUAGUUUCUUUGUUAUAUCGCAAAGUCUUAAUGCACUGAGCACAUUUUACGAUUAUUUUCUAUCCCCUUUGGUUACCUUCCAUGUCUUUUUGUACUUUUUGUGCAUUUUGAAAGAAAAACCCUGCUGAAGGAAGAGUUUUAUCUUGUGAAAUAUGAAUGAAGAAGAGGCGAUGUGGAGUUUUUAACCUAUCAUGUCUAACUGUGUGACUCACUUUUUACGAGGGUGCUUUACGCACAUGCCUUUUUGGAAGGAAAAAAGUACAUUAAAUAUGCUUCAACAUACAAUCAGUCAUACAUUGUAUCCUAUGUUACUCCUCUGAUGUUUGAUCAUAUUUAAGGACUCGCCAUGUACAGAAGCAGAGGAUGGUAUGUAAAUAUAUGAUAGUGUAAGGCAUUACACGUUGUCUGUUGCAUUCCUCAUCUGAGAUGGCCAGAAAAGAAAUGUAUGUAUGCAAUUAUGUGUGUGAGGAUCACAAUGGGUAUUGAAUGUAACAUGCAUCAAUUAAACUAUUAUUGACAUUUUAA
Molecule: messenger RNA, 6783 nt
Organism: Notolabrus celidotus (New Zealand spotty)
Lineage: Eukaryota; Metazoa; Chordata; Actinopteri; Labriformes; Labridae
Product: ral GTPase-activating protein subunit beta-like
Biological process (GO): regulation of small GTPase mediated signal transduction; activation of GTPase activity
Molecular function (GO): GTPase activator activity
Source: RefSeq, a predicted model, not a curated record